ACACCAAGGAGGUUACCCGAACCAAAGAGCCCACCAGAACAGUAGUGGAAAGUAUGCCAUAUCACUGCAAUUUUGCUCUUUCUGAUGGCAGCGAUAUGGCAUCAUGUGUUUUAGUUACCCCGGUGAGAUUCGAAGGCAGUUAUAUGGCAUCAUUUGUUUUCGUUACCCCAGUGAGAUACGACGGCAGCAAUAGGGCAUCAUGUGUUUUCGUUACCCCAGUGAGAUUAAAUGGCAGUGAUAUGGCAUCAUGUGUUUUAGUUACCCCAGAACGAUUGGAUGGCAGCGAUAUGGCAUCAUGUGUUUUCGUUACCCCAGAACGAUUGGAUGGCAGCGAUAUGGCAUCACGUGUUUUCGUUACCCCUAGCGAAUUCGUUGAUGGAAUGAGUUUCGGCAUGAUCGGGGUGGUAGUGAGAACGUAUGUGUCAGAAAUAGCAGACCCAGGUAUCCGAGGGUCGGCAAUGAUUGUGGCUAAUCUUUUCAUUAUAAUUGGAAGUAUCCUUGUCCUCACCCUGGGCCUCUUGAUGACCUGGUACUACGUAAUGUUCAUCUCGGUUAUCAUUACACUGAUUCAUUCUUUCUUAAUACUGACGGUGCUCCCAGAGAGUCCAACGUUCCUGGCUGUGAAUGGCAGAGAUGCUGAAGCCCUCGUCAUCCUCCAUAGUCUCAGGGGAGCCUAUGCAGAUAUAAAUGAAGAGGUGAGGAUUCUUAAGAGCAUGAACCAGCGAGAGGAUGGCCGAGUGGGUUGGGGAGCUGUUAUUAAACCAGAUAUCGUAAAGAAAAUCAUUACACUGUCUGCUCUCUUUCUGGUAUCAAACUUCAGUGGCGUGCAAGUCCUCAAAGCCAACACGGCUCGGAUGCUUGGAGAUUCUGGUAUGGCUCUUGGCAAGAUCGUAAGCACCAUAUUGGUUAACGUGGUCUUUUUCGCCGGCAUUAUCUUCAUGAUGUUCCUGCUGGAUCGCUUGGGUCGUAAGCGCUGCUUGAUCCUCUCACUAACAUUACUUAUGGUCGCCUACAUUUCCUUUGGCACGCAUGUGUUCAUCUCCGACUCCCAGACGUCGAGUACUAUAGUUGAAGUCAAUAUGGAUGAAUCCGAAGAUAGUGAUUUUUUAUCAUACCAAAGUGAUGUAAGUCCCAGAGGGUGGAGGUGGGUGCCGCUUGUGUGUCUGAUGGUGGCAGCCUUUGGUCAGAGUAUCGGCGCUGGACCAUUGCCUUGGAUUAUCUCUUCAGAAUACUUCCCGACUAUAAUCAGAUCCGAGGCGGUGAGCGUGUGCAUGCUCCUGGGCAGCCUCCAGUCCUUCGCGGUGAUGCAGCUCUUCAGCCCCAUGCAGGAGGCCCUGACACGGGCGGGGCUCUACUGGACCUACGGCGCUGUGGCUGCCCUUGGUGUUCCCUUCUGCCUCAUCUUCCUCACAGAGACUGCCAGGAGUACGGUCGGUUGA
Messenger RNA from Procambarus clarkii (red swamp crayfish), 1439 nucleotides. The record is from RefSeq and is a predicted model, not a curated record. NCBI's taxonomy places the organism in Eukaryota, Metazoa, Arthropoda, Malacostraca, Decapoda, Cambaridae.